Messenger RNA from Rhinopithecus roxellana (golden snub-nosed monkey), 1031 nucleotides. RefSeq lists its product as uncharacterized. Bases 144 to 533 code for a protein of 129 amino acids. The record is from RefSeq and is a predicted model, not a curated record. NCBI's taxonomy places the organism in Eukaryota, Metazoa, Chordata, Mammalia, Primates, Cercopithecidae. The transcript has a single exon.
CCCGACUGUCGACCGAAUGCCCAAGGCAUUGUGGGAGUCAUGAUUCCAAGAUGCCCGCGACGGAAAAUGGAACUUGUCAGCUCCUUGUCACGGGAGCAUUGUGGGCGCCACAACUCACUCAGCUGCAGUGAAAAGACUGUUGCAUGUCUCUGUGCAGCCUCUUAUCGCCGAGGUCUGGCUUCCGCUGCUGCUGCGCGGCCCCUCCCCCGCCCGCCCAGCCCCACCAGGAAGCCCAGGGCGGACUCGUGCAGCUCCUAAUACACGCGGCGGCGAGAAAAACGCUCUUCAACUUUUGGCUGGCGCCCUCCCGCGCUUCCCCGGGCCCCAGGGUCGCCUGUCAACCGGACAGAGUCCGCAAGGGCGGGUCAUGGGCGCUCGCCCCGCGGCGCCGAGAGCAGGAGGAAGCUGGAGCCCGCGCGGGCGCCGUGGAUCCCCUCGGCCUCCCGUUGGUAUCUUCCAUCUCAUGCGUUCAACAUUGUAACCUCGCGGCGGGCGUGCAGACGGGACGCCCUCCAGCUACUUAUACUGACUAGGUCGACACACCAGUGGGUUCGUUUUGAAAGAGGCCCUUGCACUGGGCUUUGCAAGGAAGCCGGCAAGGUUAGAUUGAAGGUUAGAAGCCGAUUAGACUAGAGUCCUGCGAUCUGGUGAGACUGCCGCCUUAAAAUGCACCAAAGAGUUUUGAACCUGGAGGGCUAACAGGCGGGAAAAACAUCUGCAAGAUUGCCACUGUGUAUUUUUCUCAAGUAACUGCCGUCCACAGUUUUGGAAAUCCUUAGUGAAACUGUCACACAAGCACAAACACUCAUAUGUCAGCUUUCCUUCUACUUUGUAAAUAAUAUUUGUAAUUUACAAGCCACUGUAUUUCCAACUUUACACCAUGUGAUUUAGAGAAAGCAAAGCUCCCUCUUUAAAAAUAAUACAUUACUUUCUGAAAUACCGCGAUAUUCCACGGCAAGUAAGCCAUAUUGUCGCUAGAGCAAAUAAACCACAGCCCCACAUUAUAAUUCACUGGGUGCUGUAAGAUGUAA